UAUCACAUUCAGUGAACAGCAUUCGCUCCUUAUAGAAACAUCGACACUUCAUUCUGAUCUCCGAUCUUCCUUUUCGACUGAGGCAAAGAUGGCAGGUAUCCGAGCUCUGGGUGUCCUUUCCAGGCUUACUUCAAGGAGACGCUGCCUUCUUGCAGGCCAAGGAUGCCGGAAUAUCACAAGUUCGUCUGCCUUAUAUGCUCGCACCCAUGUCAACUAUGAAGUCAAAGAUGAUGUGGCAGUCGUACGGAUAAAUGACCCCAAUUCCAAGGUCAAUACGCUGUCCAUCCAGAUGCAGGCCGAAAUGACUGACGUGAUGAACGAAAUCUGGGCCAAUGAAGCCAUCAGAGGCGCCGUCCUCAUUUCCUCCAAACCUGGCUGCUUCAUUGCGGGGGCUGACAUCAACAUGAUCGAAGCCUGUAAGACCACAGAAGAUGUGACGAAGCUCUCCCAGGAAGGACAGAAGAUGUUCAACAAAAUAGAAAAUUCCAAAAAGCCGGUUGUCGCUGCCAUCAAUGGCUCGUGUUUGGGUGGGGGCCUGGAGUUCGCCCUCGCCUGCCAGUACAGGAUAGCAACCAACAGCAAGAAGACCAUCCUGGGCACCCCUGAAGUCAUGCUUGGCCUGCUGCCAGGGGCUGGUGGAACCCAGAGGCUGCCCAAGAUGGUUGGACUUCCAAACGCCUUGGACAUGAUGCUGACUGGAAGAAACAUUCGAGCAGACAAAGCGAAGAAGAUGGGACUCGUACAUCAGCUAGUGGAUCCACUGGGUCCUGGUCUUAAGGAUCCAGAGCAGAGAACAAUAGAGUACCUGGAGGAAGUGGCCGUCGAAUUUGCUAAAGGGAUCGCCAAUAAGAAAAUCCCACUCGCCAAGCCUAAGGGUCUGAUGCAGAAAUUACAAGAUUACAUCAUGGGAAUUGAAUUUGUACGCAAGCAGAUUUACAACACGGCGAGUAAAAAGGUUAUGAAGCUGACCAAAGGGCUUUAUCCUGCGCCUCUGAAAAUCAUUGAGUGUGUUCAAGCUGGAUUAGACAAAGGACCGGACGCUGGGUACUUACUGGAAUCACAAAAUUUUGGUAAAUUAGCAAUGACCACGGAAUCCAAAGCUCUGAUUGGUCUGUAUCACGGCCAAGUGGCAUGCAAGAAAAAUCGGUUUGGGACUCCUGAGAAAGAGGUUAAGACUCUGGCCAUCCUGGGAGCAGGUCUUAUGGGGGCAGGCAUCGCCCAGGUGACUGUGGACAAAGGCAUCUACACCAUCUUGAAGGACACUACGGAGGAGGGCCUGAAUCGAGGCCAACAGCAGGUCUACAAAGGCUUGAAUGACAAAACGAAGAAGACCAUUACGACGUUCCAGAGAGACACCGUACUCUCCAGUCUGAAGGGACAGCUGGACUACGGCGGGUUCGAAAACGCGGAUAUGGUCAUCGAAGCGGUUUUUGAAGACAUUCGCAUAAAGCACCAAGUCAUAAAAGAGAUAGAAGCUGUCAUUCCACCUCAUUGCGUUUUUGCGUCCAACACCUCCGCUCUCCCCAUCAAAGACAUUGCCUCCGCCAGCAGAAGACCAGAAAAGGUCAUAGGCAUGCACUACUUCUCCCCGGUGGACAAGAUGCAGCUGCUGGAGAUCAUAACUACUGACAAGACCUCAAAGGACACCACGGCAUCAGCAGUGGCAGUUGGCCUAAAGCAAGGCAAAGUCAUCAUAGUUGUUGGGGACGGGCCAGGAUUCUACACCACGCGAUGUCUGGCUCCCAUGUUGGCUGAGGCUGUAAGGGUGCUACAGGAGGGUGUGGAUCCUAAGAAACUGGACUCUCUCACGACGGGCUUUGGGUUUCCGGUGGGCGCGGCCACGCUGGCCGACGAGGUGGGCAUCGACGUGGCCGCGCAUGUGGCCGAGGACCUGGGCAAGGCUUUUGGCACGAGAUUUGGGGGUGGCAAUGUGGAGCUGCUGAAGACCAUGGUGGAGAAAGGCUUCAAGGGCCGUAAAUCUGGAAAGGGAUGCUAUGUUUACCAGGAAGGAACUAAGCACAGAGAGGUUAAUCCCGAGCUCGGAGGGAUCGUGGAAAAAUACAAAAUGGCACCCAACGCGGCAGUCUCGUCUGACAGUGACGUGCAGUACCGCCUGGUAUCCCGCUUCGUGAACGAGGCAGUGCUCUGUCUGCAGGAGGACAUUCUCAGCAACCCCGUGGAGGGAGACAUUGGGGCUGUUUUUGGCCUGGGCUUCCCCCCCUGCCUUGGAGGUCCUUUCCGCUACAUAGACACAUUUGGGGCAGCCGGGUUGGUGGAGAAGAUGAGGAAGUUUGAAGGCGUUUAUGGAAAUCAGUUCACUCCAUGUCAACUGCUGCUUGAUCACGCCAAGGAUUCCAGCAAGAAGUUCCACAAGUAACUGAAGAAGUUGCCAACAAGUGCUCUUACUGCCUCAUUAAACAGGAGUGACUGAUUUAGUUUUAAUCAUCAGUCACUUACUUGUAACAUGAGGACACUUAUUCAGCGUUAGAAAAAAGAAAAUCAGGUGUCCUGGUUCUUGAGAUGCCUAACUGUAUGUAUAUUGAUUUUUUUGUGGUCAGUCCAGGGUUUCAUAGAAUCCCCUGCAUUUUUUGUAUGUAGUCUAAUAAACAGAAACAUAACAGCUGCUUCUGGGUACAGAGUAUUUUGAUACAUUCAGUAAGGUUUGAGAUUUGACCUAUCGAUCGCAUCGGCACUGAGGUAUGAAUGACUCAUCUAACAAUAUGGAAUGUGAAAUAAAGAGCAAAAAAUCUCA
Brienomyrus brachyistius is the source of this 2752-nucleotide messenger RNA. RefSeq names its product trifunctional enzyme subunit alpha, mitochondrial-like. Gene Ontology annotation, biological process: fatty acid beta-oxidation. The record is from RefSeq and is a predicted model, not a curated record. Gene Ontology annotation, molecular function: enoyl-CoA hydratase activity; long-chain (3S)-3-hydroxyacyl-CoA dehydrogenase (NAD+) activity; NAD+ binding. NCBI's taxonomy places the organism in Eukaryota, Metazoa, Chordata, Actinopteri, Osteoglossiformes, Mormyridae. The coding region runs from base 89 to 2377 and encodes 762 amino acids. The transcript has 20 exons. Gene Ontology annotation, cellular component: mitochondrion; mitochondrial fatty acid beta-oxidation multienzyme complex.